UUCUAAUGAUCAUACUCAACCUUCAAAAAAACCUACUGACUCCUCAUCCCUACAUUCCUCUAUACCCAAAGCCAAACCUAAAAUUGUUCAUCCUAUCUUGACUUCCCAGUCUUUCUUGCCCCCCACUAUAUCGCCUACUUACAUCUCCAACAGCACAACUUCUUCCGACUUAUCACAUAAUCCACCAGCAAUAAUUGGAAUAAUAAUUUCUUCAAUAAUAGCAAUAAUCGUUCUUGUUUUAAUAAUAAAGAAAACUACUUUUGGCAAAAUCUCUAUUGAAAAAAGACAAUUUAGUCUUGGUCUCGGUGCUAAUAACGAUCCUUCAUUCGAUUUAAAUGAUUUUCAACAAAAUCAAGAACUAACUUCUAAAUUUUUUAAAAAAUUUGAACUUUUUGAUACAUUUAAAUGGUGGAUCGCAAAUAUUUUUAAUCGGGGUAAUCGUAAGUUCAGAUUAAAUAGUUUAAUUAUUUCGAACAAUAUAGUUAUUAUAAACAAUCAUGAUAUGAAAAAUAGUAAUUUUGUUAAUAUUGAAGAUGAAACAUUUGAUUAUGGGGUUGGGGUUUCAAGUAUUAGUGAAACUGAAAUAUCUUUCCCUGAUAUACUUCCUCAUGCUUUGAAUUGGGAAGAAUAUAUAUUGUAA
Molecule: messenger RNA, 640 nt
Organism: Scutellospora calospora
Lineage: Eukaryota; Fungi; Glomeromycota; Glomeromycetes; Diversisporales; Gigasporaceae
Source: the annotation of a GenBank genome assembly